GAUGAGCGGGUGCAGCGAACAGGAAUGCCAAUUUUCAUCUCACCAUGAUAAAUUUUAUAGAAAGUUAUGAGUUUUGAGUGAAGAAAGCGGACACGAAGGGGAGGCCAUUCAAGACGAGCCAAACCAACAUCAGUACUAUCAUCAUAGUUUCUGGAGACCCAUCUCGCAGCUUUAUGCUGAAUGGUGUCCAAUCUAGAGCAGUUCUGAAGUCUAUAAGACCCCACAUGUUACACAGGUGGCAAAUACAUCUGGGUGUCAGACCUGAUGAAGCAACUCUGGUGUGAACAGCAGAUGGUUUACGAGAUGGAGGAACCGAGCCUAGAGAGGGAAACACCUGCUAUGAAAGCCGGAACUGACCUUCAUCUGGCUAGAGAGUUGGCAGUCCAGGACAUCGUCAAUGUAGAAAUCACUUCUCCUGAGGACGCCUUUGCCGUUAAGCUCAUCAACCUCAUCGGCAUGGCGGAGGACUUUGCGACGGGAGCGGCGUGCGUGAGGCGAGAGAUUCCGGUGUUUGGCGCCCCCUACGGGGAGGGACUGUUCCUCUCGGGCAUCGUUGAUGAGAUUCGGUGCGACGCGGAGACGUUCCAACUGGACGUCGUGGAGAUGAAGACGCGGGCCAACUCCAAAACGCUGCCUUCCACCAGCCAGAUGGCCACCCACCGCAUGCAGGUCAUGCUCUACAAGAAACUCUUUGACGACCUCGUCCGGGGCGCCGUAACCAAGGCGACGAUCGCCUUGCACCUGAGGCUGCGUCUCGAUCGACGGCUGGGCGACGACGUCCUCCAUCACCUCGGCGACCGCCGGGCGUGCGACACCCUCGGGAGCCUCACGGACUUCGCGUUCGCGCGGCUGCAGAGCCUCCCGUUCGUCGCGCGGACGACGCUGGAGUACUGCCACCAGGCGGACGCGUGUUGCUUCGAGAUGGUCGCCGUCGACUACGACGACGCGUGGCUGCGGGCGGCGUACGCGCGCUGCGCGGGGUUCUGGAGGGGCGCGCGUGCCGCGCGGGGAGUUGACGUUGAGGAGGCGUGGAAGUGUCGCACGUGCGAGUUCGCGGACACGUGCGCGUGGAGGCUGCGCCGGAUCGAGGAGAUCCUGAGCGAGCGACGGAGUGCGUGCAGUGAACGGGCGGGGAUACCGGAUCGAUCUGCCCCAGACGAGUGACGGUUACUAUUAGAAUUAAUUAAUUAAAUUAUUAAAUAAUUAAUUAAUAAUGUUGUUAUAAUUAUGUUAAUUAUAUUGAUUAUUAAUCAUUAAUUAAUAAUUUACAUUGACUAAAGGACUGCUCGCACUCCACUGUUACUUUGUUGACGUGACUGUUCAUGAUGUAUAUAUGACUGUUGAGAUGAAAUGUAAAUAUGUAGGAAUAGGAUAUAGAGGGAGUAUAUGCAAAUUUUUACGCAGCGGUAAUUAUCUUGUGUUACGUCACGUCGGUCACGACCAUGUAAUUUUUUACAUUUAUAUUCAUAAACAGAAAUGUAUAUUAA
Messenger RNA from Priapulus caudatus, 1487 nucleotides. Its product is annotated as exonuclease V-like. The record is from RefSeq and is a predicted model, not a curated record. The transcript is spliced from 5 exons. Gene Ontology annotation, molecular function: single-stranded DNA 5'-3' DNA exonuclease activity. NCBI's taxonomy places the organism in Eukaryota, Metazoa, Priapulida, Priapulimorpha, Priapulimorphida, Priapulidae. The coding region runs from base 265 to 1164 and encodes 299 amino acids. Gene Ontology annotation, cellular component: nucleus. Gene Ontology annotation, biological process: interstrand cross-link repair.